Castor canadensis (American beaver) is the source of this 2807-nucleotide messenger RNA. The record is from RefSeq and is a predicted model, not a curated record. NCBI's taxonomy places the organism in Eukaryota, Metazoa, Chordata, Mammalia, Rodentia, Castoridae.
CCUUAGCGAAAGACAGCCCUCCUGUGGAGCCUGGACUGCUAAUAGCUGAAGAAAUUUCUUGGAAGUCUCUGAAGCCACGAAACCUUGUUCUGAAGAUUCACACACAUGCCACCAAGGCCAUGAUGGUGCGUCUGCCUGUCGGGAGACACAUGCUGCUCUUCACUGCCCAUUCCCCAGUGGGACAUGCCAUACACGUCUGCAGCAUGGUGACUUUUGUCAUCGGGGAUGAAGAUGUUGUGCUACCUAACUUCGAGCCGGAGAGCUACCGAUUUGUAGAGCAGUCUAUAACAAUUCUGAAAGCUGUUGGAAGUGUGAUUGCAAAUUUCAAAGAUAAGCGUAAAUUUUCUGCAGCUAUGAAGGACCUGCAAGCAGCUCACUAUCCUAUCCCCCUCCACAACAAAAAACUCACUGCACAGCACUUCAGGGUUUUCCACAUUUCUUUAUGGCGUUUAAUGAGAAAAGUUCAAAUAACAAAGCCUCCUACAAACUUCAAAUUUGCAUUUCGUGCUAUGCUUUUGGAUAUGGAGUUACUUGAUUCCUCCUUCGAGGAAGUUUCUUUAGCCGAAUGGGUAGACUUGAAAUGUUCUGUGCCAACAAUGGAGAGAGAGUACUCUCCAGAAGGAGUAGCAGCAGCAGUUAAAAUCCAAUCUAUGUGGAGAGGGACCUAUGUUAGGCUCCUCAUGAAAGCCAGAAUGCCAGAAACAAAGGAAAAUAUCAGUGUUGCAGAAACUCUUCAAAAAGUUUGGGCGAUAUUGGAACUGAACAUGGAACAGUAUGCACUUUCUCUCUUAAGACUAAUGUUUAAAAGCAAGUGUAAGUCUAUGGAAUCCUAUCCAUGUUAUCAAGAUGAAGACACUAAGAUUGCUUUUGCUGACUAUACAGUGAACUAUCCAGAUCAGCCACCAAAUACGUGGUUUAUAGUAUUCAGAGAAACAUUUUUGGUUCCUCAAGAUAUGAUUUUGCUCCCCAAAGUGUACACUACUCUUCCGGUCUGUAUGCUUCACAUUGUCAAUAACGACACCAUGGAACAGGUGCCAAAGGUGUUCCAAAAAGUAGUGCCUUAUCUUUAUACCAAGAAUAAGAAGGGGUACACAUUUGUGGCUGAAGCAUUUACUGGUGAUGUGUUCGUGACAGGCUCACGAUGGAAACUGUGCCUCAUUGGCUCUUACACUCCACUCCCAUGCCUCUCCAGAGACACUCCAUCCAAUACCUUCGCCAUAAAGGAAAUCAGAGAUUACUACAUACCCAAUGAUAAGAAAAUUUUAUUCAGGUAUUCCGUUAGAGUGGCUUUAGUACAUCCUGUUACCAUACAGGUACGCACAUCCAAACCAGAUGUCUUCAUCAAGCUGCAGGUAUUAGAAAGUGAAGAAGCUAUGGUGAGCUCUAUCGGAAAAGGGCAAGCUAUAAUCCCAGCAUUUAGCUUCUUGGGGAGUGAAAAGGUGCUGAGCUCCCAGUCUAGCAAACAAAUUCUUUCAUUUCAUAUGCCAACCAGAAGAGACCCCGAACUGUCUCCUAAGAAGAAAGCUACCCUGGGAAGUCAGAAAUCCAAUAAGGGUAGACCUGGAAGUGCGAUAGCAGACACAGCUCUGAGUCUGUUGGAGGAGGAUGUUAUCAAUAUCCCCACUAUAGAAGAAAAUUCUAGCACACCACAACAGUGCUACAAGUAUAUUAUACAGUGUUUGGUGUUGAAUAACAGUUGGCCUCUCACUGAAAAUCAGCAGACAUUUGUUCAAGCACUAAAAGACUUAGAGAAAAAUGAUAUCAAAGCUCAUGUGGAGAAACAUGAGGAACUAAUUUACAUGGGAAGCCCAGAUUCCCAUACUAUUAGUGAGGGGCAAAAAUCUGCAGGGACUUCUAAAUCAACAAGGAAAGGCAAAGAAAAGUCUGCAGAGAGAGAAAGGACAGCUAAAGAAAAGCAAGGACCUCGCUUUGAGCCUCAGAUACCCACUGUUCACUCUCAACAAGAAGAUCCGAACAAACCCUACUGGAUUUUGAGGUUGGUCUCUGAACCCAGUGAAUCAGAAUACUUUGAAGUGAAAAAAGAUACAGAGCGAGCAGAUGAGAUCCGAGCCAUGAAACAAGCCUGGGAGACCACGGAGCCAGGAAGAGCGAUCAAGGCUUCUCAGGCUCGUUUGCAUUACCUCAGCCAGUACAUUAAGAAACCAAGUGAUACCCCCGAGAGUGUAUCUGCUACUGAAAGUCAAGCAAAAUCUGUGGAAGAAGGGAGCAUGCUGUGGAAGAAGUUCCAAAUGUCCAGGGGCUUUAAGGAUCUGGCAAAAGCCAUGACCAGCGAAAGUGGGAGCACAGGGAAGGAAGAGCGAGAGCAGAGUGCAUGGAAAGAAACCAUUGUGCCCCGUUCAAGAACCCCAACAAUUUUGGAAACAUCUCCACGACUCAUUCGAAAGGCACUGGAACAUGUGAACAUAAAUCAAUAUGUACGGAAAACAAAAGAUGAAGCUCUGUUGCAGACAGACGAACUGAAUCAGCAGCAAGCAAUGCAAAAGGCAGAAGAAGUUCACCAAUUUCGUGAACAUAGAACCAGAAUCCUUAGUGUUAGAGACAUUGAUCAAGAAGAACGGUUUAAGUUAAAGGAUGAAGUUGUCAACAUGUAUGGGGAAAUGAGGGACUCCUUAGAUGAAGAGCGAGAGAAGAUUUUUAACGUCCGUGAAGAGUACAGAAACAAGCUGCUGGAAGACGAGCGCCUACGGCUGGAAAUGCUGGCUGCUCAGGAGGCAGCAAUGAAGGCCGAGACAGAAAAGAAGAGCCCUCCUGACUCACAGAAAAAAAAGAAAGGAAAGAAAAAGUAG